Cinclus cinclus is the source of this 1786-nucleotide messenger RNA. RefSeq names its product transcription elongation factor A protein 1. The record is from RefSeq and is a predicted model, not a curated record. Gene Ontology annotation, molecular function: palmitoyl-(protein) hydrolase activity; zinc ion binding; nucleic acid binding. The coding region runs from base 1 to 1485 and encodes 494 amino acids. NCBI's taxonomy places the organism in Eukaryota, Metazoa, Chordata, Aves, Passeriformes, Cinclidae. The transcript is spliced from 17 exons. Gene Ontology annotation, biological process: transcription elongation by RNA polymerase II; DNA-templated transcription; protein depalmitoylation. Gene Ontology annotation, cellular component: cytoplasm; nucleus.
AUGUGCGGCAACAACAUGUCGGCUCCUCUCCCAGCCAUCGUCCCGGCCGCAAGGAAGGCGACGGCCGCCGUCAUUUUUCUUCACGGAUUAGGAGAUACCGGGCAUGGGUGGUCAGAAGCGCUUGCUGGUAUCAAAAGCCCCCAUGUGAAAUACAUUUGCCCGCAUGCGCCAGUUAUGCCUGUUUCUUUGAACAUGAACAUGUCUAUGCCAUCAUGGUUUGAUAUCAUUGGACUUUCUCCAGAUUCACAGGAAGAUGAAGCUGGGAUCAAGCAGGCGGCAGAGAAUGUUAAAGCACUGAUAGAUCAAGAAGUAAAAAACGGAAUUCCUUCUAAUAGAAUUAUUCUGGGAGGCUUUUCUCAGGGAGGUGCUUUAUCAUUGUAUACAGCUCUUACAACACAUCAAAAACUAGCAGGUGUCAUAGCCCUCAGCUGUUGGCUUCCUCUACGGGCCUCUUUUCCUCAGGGCCCUAGCAGUGGUGUCAACAAGGAUAUUGCUGUUCUUCAGUGCCAUGGGGACUGUGAUCCCCUGGUUCCUAUAAUGUUUGGUUCCCUCACUGUUGAGAAGCUGAAGACUAUGAUAAAUCCAGCCAAUGUAACCUUCAAGACUUACUCUGGCAUGAUGCAUAGUUCAUCUCUUGAGGCUGGAGCUCUUGAUUUGUUGAAGGAGCUUAAGAAUAUUCCCAUGACCCUUGAGUUACUACAGUCUACCAGAAUUGGAAUGUCAGUGAAUGCAAUACGCAAGCAAAGUACAGAUGAAGAGGUUACAUCUUUAGCAAAAUCUCUUAUCAAGUCUUGGAAGAAGCUGUUAGAUGGACCUUCAACUGAUAAAGAUUCUGAAGAAAAGAAAAAGGAGCCUGCUUCUUCCUCACAAAACAGCCCUGAAGCCAGAGAAGAGAGCAGUUCAAGUAGCAAUUCCAGCAGCAGAAAGGAGGAGGGUAGUGCUCCCUCAAAUUCUUUCAUCCCAUCUUUUCCCCGGGCUCCAAGCACUUCAGACUCUGUACGAGUGAAAUGUAGAGAAAUGCUCUCUGCAGCUCUCAGAACAGGAGAUGAUUACAUCGCUAUUGGUGCUGAUGAAGAAGAGCUGGGUUCUCAGAUUGAAGAAGCUAUUUUUCAAGAAUUAAAAAACACUGAUAUGAAAUACAAAAAUAGGGUACGAAGUAGGAUAGCAAAUCUCAAGGAUGCAAAGAACCCUAACCUAAGGAAAAAUGUAUUAUGUGGAAACAUUCCUCCUGACAAAUUUGCUAAAAUGACAGCAGAGGAAAUGGCAAGUGAUGAGCUGAAAGAAAUGCGCAAAAAUCUGACCAAAGAAGCUAUCAGAGAGCACCAGAUGGCUAAAACAGGAGGUACUCAAACUGAUCUGUUUACAUGUGGCAAGUGCAAAAAGAAGAACUGUACAUACACCCAGGUUCAAACCCGCAGUGCUGAUGAACCCAUGACAACGUUUGUUGUCUGUAAUGAAUGUGGAAACAGAUGGAAGUUCUGUUAGAAGAAGAAAUUGUCAAGACAUCUGGACCAGUAUGAACGAGGAUUUUGUAAUUAGCUUUAAAAACUAGGCUAAGCAUCUAGCUUCCUGCAAAUGAGAGGGCUUUUUGGUUUUUCUUUUCUUUUUAUUUCAAAGCAGCAUACAUGCCUCAAGUUAGCCUUUGUUUUGGCACAACCAUCAUUUCCUUAAAUGCCUUCCUAUAGCUGGUAGUCAGUAGGGCCAGGUUGCUCAAUUGUAUGGUGAAUUUUAAAAUAUUUUUUCAUUUUUAUAAGUAAGUUGACAUUAAACUUUUACCAGUUAAACA